Onthophagus taurus is the source of this 1372-nucleotide messenger RNA. RefSeq names its product cathepsin L-like peptidase. Gene Ontology annotation, molecular function: cysteine-type peptidase activity. Gene Ontology annotation, biological process: proteolysis. Lineage: Eukaryota; Metazoa; Arthropoda; Insecta; Coleoptera; Scarabaeidae. The record is from RefSeq and is a predicted model, not a curated record.
GGGUCGAUUCUCGGUAUUGUUGUGGCCCCCACCACAAACCUAAAAGUCAUGUGAUGUUUGGCCUCCUGAUGUAAUAAAUACCACUUCCUACUUCCCACAUUAUUCAGUGUUGUUGUAAACGUUUCGAAGUAAAAAGUAUCGUCUAAAAUAAGUUAAUAAGAAAAAUGAAGUUUUUACUAAUUUUCGCUGCCGUUUUAGUUACGACACAAGCUGUGUCAUUUUUCGACCUCGUCCAAGAACAAUGGAAAGCAUUUAAGUUACAUCAUUCAAAAUCAUAUGAAGACCCUACUGAAGAAAAAUACAGAAUGAAAAUAUUUAUGGAAAAUUCUCACAAAGUAGCAAAACACAAUCAACUUUAUGAGCAAGGACAUGUAACCUUCAAAAUGAAGAUAAAUAAGUAUGCUGAUCUCCUCCAUCACGAAUUCAUCCAUACUUUGAAUGGUUUUAAUCGUACCACCGGCUACAAAAGUGCUGCAUAUCAAGAAGAUUUAGAUGAUGGAUCAACUUUUAUUAAACCUGCCAAUGUUGUGGUUCCAGAAAGUGUUGAUUGGAGAACUUUGGGAGCUGUAACGGAAGUGAAAGAUCAAGGUCAUUGUGGUUCAUGUUGGGCUUUCAGUUCAACAGGAGCUUUAGAAGGACAACAUUUCCGAAAAACAGGAAAAUUGGUAUCUUUAAGUGAACAAAACUUGGUUGAUUGUUCAGGAAAGUAUGGAAAUAAUGGUUGUAAUGGAGGUUUGAUGGAUAAUGCUUUCCGUUAUGUUCGAGAUAAUCAUGGAAUUGAUACUGAAAAUACUUAUCCUUAUGAAGCUGAAGAUGAUAAAUGUAGAUAUAACCCUAGAAAUUCUGGAGCUACCGAUAAAGGAUUUUCAGAUAUUUCUUCUGGUAAUGAAGAAGAUUUAGUUGCUGCUAUUGCUACAGUUGGACCAAUUUCCGUUGCUAUUGAUGCAGGACAUGAAUCAUUCCAAUUUUAUUCUGAAGGUGUUUAUUAUGAACCACAAUGUAGCUCUCAAGAGUUGGAUCAUGGGGUAUUAGCAGUUGGAUAUGGAAAAACGGAUGAAGGAGAAGAAUAUUAUAUUGUUAAAAAUUCAUGGGGUACAACUUGGGGUGAUAAAGGUUAUGUUAAAAUGGCUAGAAAUAGGAACAAUCAUUGUGGAAUUGCUACCCAAUCCAGUUAUCCUCUUGUUUAAUUAUUAAUUAAUUUAGGAUUAUAAGUAUUUUCUAUUAAGUUGUUUGAUCUUCUUUAAAAAAAUGUAUUAUAGUGACUUAUUGACCUAUUUUUUGUGAACACGGCUGUGUCAAAACAACCUAUUAAUUUCUGUUUUAAGAUCUUCCUUCUAAGUUUUUAAGAAUAAAAAAAAACAUGUAAAUUUCA